This is a messenger RNA of Gossypium arboreum, 1082 nucleotides long. RefSeq lists its product as uncharacterized. Gene Ontology annotation, biological process: positive regulation of proteasomal ubiquitin-dependent protein catabolic process. Gene Ontology annotation, cellular component: Cul4-RING E3 ubiquitin ligase complex. The record is from RefSeq and is a predicted model, not a curated record. The transcript has 7 exons. Lineage: Eukaryota; Viridiplantae; Streptophyta; Magnoliopsida; Malvales; Malvaceae. The coding region runs from base 167 to 763 and encodes 198 amino acids.
AUCCCGAUAUAUAGCGGGAAAAGAAAGUAGUGGCUGGGCUUUUCCGACUUUUCAUAUUCCUUCUUCUUCUACUUAUUUCUUCCCCGUCUUAUUUUAUUUUUAAUUUUCCUUUUAUCACUCGAAAAGAAAAAAAAAGUAAUUGGGGUGAGGGUUUUUGUAAAGGCCAAUGGAGGGCUCCUCUUCUCAGCUAUUUGAUGAUGAUCAAAAGUCUUCCGGCGCUUCCAAGUUCCUCUUCAACCUUCCGUCUCGCGGCCACCUCUCCUCCACCGUCAUCUCCUCCAAUCUGGGGGGGAUGCGAGUUUAUAUUUGCGAGCACAACACUUCUCCACCAGAGAGCCAGCACAUAAAGACAAACCAACAGAACAUACUUAUUAGAUCGCUCAUGCUUAAUGACAAGAAUGGUGAUUCCAGUUCAAAGGAUGUGAAAGCUGCAGCUGAGGGUCCUAGAAAGAGGGCUGCUGAAAGAGUCAUGGAUAGUAAGGCUUCAGCAAAGAAAGCCAAUACACAAGUCAGGAUUCUUUUGCUUAUUCGUGUUGCUUAUGAUACUGAGACGUUUCUUCACUUGGGAAAAGUAGCAAAGCACGAAUGCGGGAUUACAAUUGCUGAGGGAUCAAGCAGUCGUGCUGAGAAGGACUACCAUAGUUUAACCGUAGAGAGGCUUCGUGCCCUUCUUAAGGAAAGAGGACUUUCUCCCAAGGGAAAGAAGGAUGAACUGAUUGCUCGCUUGAAAUGUGUAAAUGGUUCGUCACAGAAGUCAGAGUGACGCCGCAGCUCUAUCAAUGUAUACGUUGGCAGAGGUAAAAGAGAAGUAGGCGAUCAUGUUGUCUUUUGCGUAACUUAGGAAAGUGACACCAAAAUGGAAGAAUUACUUAAAACUUAGUGUUUCCUGAAAAUAAUGAGUAAGAGAAAUUCUAGAACCUUUGCGUUUUGGGGUUAGUAUUUGUGUUCACUUUCAAGUCCUUUUUUUUCUUUUUAGUUUUGCUUUUGUUUUUUUUAUUUAGUUGCCAUCUUCCCUUAAAAGAUAAUAUGAUUUUCAUUAUUAAUCUUUUAAUUAAAGUAAAUUAAUUAAAGAAAAAUAAUAA